GUGAACUGCAGUGUAGAUCCAGCAGUGACGCAGUGGGUUGAUGUGCUCUCUGGUGGUGUUUUGAUGCAGGAUCGCUGUGGGGCUGAGAUGUGCACCGGUCACUGCUCCAGGUCUGUGGGAAUGGCUCUGAUCCCUACAGCCAUCGUCUGCAUGCUGGCAAAUGCACUGCUGCUGUUUCCUGAUCUGAAGUAUCAGUACCUAACAGAGAAUCAUGUGACCAGAGAGGCCAUGUGGUGCUCUGGGAUCUGGGCAUCAGGGCUUCUGGUGCUUGUGGCCGCGCGAGGUUUUACAACACACUAUGAAAAGAAAGGAUGCUGUUAUUUUACUACUGAGGUUUUGCGUAAGUUGGGCUACACAUGUUUGGCUAUUCUGGCAGCUGGUUUGUGUUUCAUGGUGAGCGGGACGGGGCUGACGCGGGGGCCCCUCUGUUUACACAACAGCACUGACGGCCUAAAGUGGGGACGGCCAUUAAAACAAGACAAAACUGGCUCUUACCUCUAUGCUCCGGAGCGGUGGCCAUCUGCCUGUGUGGAGCCUCGGCGUGUUGUGAUCUGGAAUAUGGCUCUUUUCUCUGUCCUCAUGGCAGCGAGUGGCCUUCAGCUCAUUUUCUGCGUUCUUCAUCUCCUCACCGCCUUACUGGAGUCCAUGUGCAGACCCAGCUUCUGCAAGAAUAAGGUUGUUCCUGUUUGAAAUGACUAGAGGUUCUAUUAAUUUCCUCUCCGUGUGAGAAUGAGAAGGACAUUUUUGGGGGGUUAAGCAGUCAGCUAUGACUGCUUAACUUAUUUUAAACAGAGAGAGAGAGAGAGAGAGAGAAUAGAAAUGGGAAGUGGAUCGGGGAAGCCAGUUUUCACAUCCCUGAAGUUUUUUACUGCACUGUCAUCACACACAUCCAGUCUUAAGAGUGAUUUUAGUGACGGUAAACUUUGAAUCCCAGAAACACUUGAACAGUUAAAAUGCCUUGAAUAAUCCACUAAAAGCAUAGAGACAAAUAAUCCGUUUCAAAUAGUCUGUAUUGUAAUAUACAGUGGGUACG
Sinocyclocheilus rhinocerous is the source of this 1033-nucleotide messenger RNA. Its product is annotated as transmembrane 4 L6 family member 5-like. Gene Ontology annotation, cellular component: membrane. The transcript is spliced from 5 exons. Bases 64 to 690 code for a protein of 208 amino acids. NCBI's taxonomy places the organism in Eukaryota, Metazoa, Chordata, Actinopteri, Cypriniformes, Cyprinidae. The record is from RefSeq and is a predicted model, not a curated record.